Molecule: messenger RNA, 4116 nt
Organism: Harmonia axyridis
Lineage: Eukaryota; Metazoa; Arthropoda; Insecta; Coleoptera; Coccinellidae
Gene: CASK
Product: peripheral plasma membrane protein CASK
Exons: 21
Coding region: 547-3288 (913 amino acids)
Biological process (GO): regulation of neurotransmitter secretion; protein phosphorylation
Cellular component (GO): cell-cell junction; plasma membrane
Molecular function (GO): protein kinase activity; ATP binding; signaling receptor binding
Source: RefSeq, a predicted model, not a curated record
AUUUGGCGCCGUGUGUAGCACAUUGCCUAGCGCAUGACCAUCGGGGCGCUACCCGGCUGACCGGUGCUGUCAUACUUGUCAGUCCGUGCCCGUUUACAAACCGUACGUCUCAGGGCGUGUACGGCGUUUCUUUUGUAAAUAACAAGGUUUUCGCGAACGCGUCUUCGACAACCGAUCUAUCCACCGGCUCCUCGACACUUCGCCGUCCAUCUCGAACAGUGAAAACUCCACCUACGGUAGGAGAAACAACAGUGCGGCCAUAUUACGUUCCCCUUACUCAAAACACGCUCCACGAUAUGGUCGUGCAGGCAACCAAUCUAACCGGUCGGCGAUAGUUUGUCUGCCGUUCACGCGAGAAAUAUCCGUGUCAUUUUUUUUUCCAGUUUUGAAUCGCGAACUGCUGUAGGUGUCUUCGCGCGUGUGGUUUGUUUACGGUUCUGGUCCUUCUUGGAAGCAGCGGGUGGCUGUGAUGACGAUGAUCUACUGACCCCGAUCCAAUCUGAGUCUUUUCGGUGGUAAAAGUGUGCUUCUUAGGGCAGGGUCAGCAUGGCAGAGGACGAGGUGCUGUUCGACGACGUCUACGAGCUCUGCGAGGAGAUUGGAAGGGGACCAUUCAGUAUAGUGAGGAGAUGUUUGCAUCGCCAAACUGCUCAGGAGUUUGCUGUGAAAGUGGUAGACGUUGGAAAAUUCACAUCUAGCCCUGGACUGACUACUGAAGAUCUGAAGAGAGAAGCCACGAUAUGUCACAUGCUGAAGCAUCCACACAUCGUGGAGCUCUUGGAAACGUACUCCUCGGAGGGGAUGCUGUACAUGGUGUUCGAAUUCAUGAGUGGAUCGGAUCUGUGCUACGAGAUCGUCAGAAGGGCUUCCGCAGGGUUCGUGUACAGCGAGGCUGUCGCGAGCCACUACAUGCGUCAGAUACUGGAGGCCCUGAGGUAUUGCCAUGAGAACGACAUCAUCCACAGGGACAUCAAGCCUGAGUGCGUCCUGCUGGCCACGAUGGAGAACUCGGCUCCUGUCAAACUGGGCGGCUUCGGCGUGGCCAUCCAGCUGACUGACAGGAUGUCGGCGCCCACCAGCGGUAGAGUAGGCUGUCUACAUUUCCUGGCGCCGGAGGUGAUCGAGAGGCGUCAGUACGGCAAGACGGUGGACAUCUGGGCGGCUGGCGUCAUGCUCCACGUCCUGCUGACGGGGACGCUGCCUUUCCAUGGCAGCGGCAGGAGGCUGAUGGAGAAAAUAUGUAGGGGAAAGUUGCACUUCGACACACCGCACUGGGAAUUCGUCAGCGACAGCGCCAGAGAUUUGGUACAGCAGAUGCUGACAGUCGAUCCUAAGAAGCGGGUGACGAUACAAGAAGUGCUCAAACACAGGUGGAUUAGGGAUCGGGAGAAAGGUCUUCGUAUCCACCUGACCGAGGCCAUCGACGAACUGAAGAAGUACAACGCAAGGCGGAAACUGAAGGCCGCUAUACUUUCGGCUGUGAACUCUGGCAAGUGGGACCUUUACGACGACAUCAAUGAAGACGCUCUCUCUGACCAGGAGGAGGAGAAACGGGAAGAGGACGAGGUCUCUUCGUGCGCGGUGGCUACAAUUUUGGACGCUUUAGAUGACAUUCAGUGCCUUCAAGAGUCAAACUUCCAUGACAGAGCGCAUCUGCUAGAACUUCUGGACGACACCCACCUACACGCCAUACUAGAGCUGUUCGAUCUUAUACCGGCUCGUGUGGGGACACCUAUACGCGUCCCGCCGAGCGACGCCGUGCAGAGGGCGCGCGACGUCGCAGACGCCCUCAGAGAACUGGAACACAGGAGGGACGUCGAUAACAGGGAUCUACAGGAGCUGAGAGACUUGCUCGGCAACUCGUUUUUCAAGGCCCUGCUGCAAGCCCAUGACGUCGUUGCCCACGAGAUAUAUGGCGAAGACGCCAUGCGGGUCACGCCGCCCCCAAUGCUCCCCUACCUCAACGGGGGUGAGGAGCUGGACGGGUCCAAUGGAGAGGUCGAAAUGGAGAACGUGACCAGGGUUCGACUUGUACAGUUUCAGAAGAACACCGACGAGCCUAUGGGUAUCACCCUGAAAAUGAACGAGGACGGCAAGUGCAUAGUGGCGAGGAUAAUGCACGGCGGCAUGAUACACCGCCAGGCUACACUGCACGUCGGCGACGAGAUCAGGGAGAUCAACGGCAUCCCGGUCCAGAACCAGUCGGUCAGCUCCUUGCAGAAGAUUCUUAGGGAAGCAAGAGGCUCGGUAACAUUCAAAAUUGUUCCAUCGUAUAGAAGUGCCCCUCCUCCCUGUGAGUUAUUCCGGAUAAAGCCCCUACCAGUGCUUUCUCCUCCUUUGCAGAUCUUUGUACGUGCUCAAUUCGACUAUGAUCCUCUAGAGGACGACCUCAUCCCUUGUGCCCAGGCUGGUAUAGCUUUCAAAACAGGUGAUAUCCUCCAAAUCAUUAGUAAAGACGAUCACCAUUGGUGGCAAGCCAGAAAGGAUAAUUCCGCAGGAUCAGCAGGACUAAUCCCUUCGCCGGAGCUGCAGGAAUGGAGGGCCGCAUGCGCAGCGAUGGAAAAAACCAAACAAGAACAAGUCAAUUGCUCAAUAUUUGGUCGUAAGAAAAAACAAUACAAGGACAAAUAUUUAGCAAAACACAAUGCUGUUUUCGACCAAUUAGAUUUAGUAACAUAUGAAGAGGUUGUUAAGUUGCCUAUGACUGACCCCGCCUUUCAGAGAAAAACCUUAGUUUUAUUAGGUGCCCAUGGUGUCGGCAGAAGACAUAUAAAGAAUACCAUGAUAGCUAGGCAUCCGGAUCAAUAUGCUUAUCCAAUACCCCAUACAACCAGACAACCAAGAGCCGAAGAAGAGAAUGGCAGGAACUAUUUUUUCGUCUCUCAUGACGAGAUGAUGGGAGACAUUGCCGCAAACGAGUAUCUGGAAUACGGUACGCACGAGGAGGCUAUGUACGGCACCAAGCUGGACACGAUCAGAAAGAUACAUCAGGAGGGCAAGAUGGCCAUAUUGGACGUCGAGCCGUUGGCGUUGAAGGCGCUUCGCACCGCCGAGUUCGCUCCCUACGUCGUCUUCAUAGCAGCUCCCAUCAUACAGAACGUCAAUGAUUAUGACGGCAGCCUAGAGAGAUUAGCCAAAGAGUCAGACAUGCUGCGGCAGGCAUACGGCCACUACUUCGACCUGACGAUAGUCAACAACGACAUCGACGACACCAUAGCGGCUCUGGAGAGCGCCAUCGAGAAGGUGCAGACGACACCGCAGUGGAUACCGGUGUCGUGGGUCUACUGACAGCAAGCGUGCACGGAAUUCGGCUCUCUCCAGAACUUCUGAGCUCUUGCCAUCGUCAGUUUUCUCAACUUAAUAUUCGUGUUACUCGAAUCGCUCCUGAUCGCUAUGCACUAGAAGUUUGUGCAAUGAAAAUUCAAAAAUGUAUAUACGUAAGAGUAAUAUGCCUGUUGGUUGGUUAAAAUAAGGUGAUAUUCAAGCUGAAGGCUUCGUUUUUGGUCGGGUUUCAUGUUACAGAAAAUAAAGGUCCAUCUCGGACGGUUCAACUGGAAGAUGCUCCACGUGAAGAUAAGAUUAUCUCCCUCGAGGAUAAAAUGUUUCCUUGAGUCAUAUCCGACGAGGAGGUACAUUUUUCAUUGCAGCAUUGGCAGCCAAUGCUAGAAUGAGGAGUAUACUCGUUGGAUAGAGCCAAUUUUUAAGGAAUUGUCGUUAAUUCUAACUUACUGUCGUUUUUCAGAAGAAUCUAAAAGGUUCUUCAGCGAUUAAAAUAUAGGAUAUAAGAAUUGCCAGACGGGUCUUUUAAGUUCGAUUUCUGCUCCAUUCGAAACACGAAAUUUGGUGUUAUAUGUCUUGUAUAUAUUAUCAAAACACUGCCAUCUCUCCUCUUCCCGUUGAACUAUCCGCGGACGUCUGUUGAUCCGGAGGACGAAAGUAACAUGAUAUACUAAGGCUGGAAAACUACAUCGAACACUCAAAAUUAAUAAACUAAUUGAUAAUGUAAUCUAGUCCAAAUCGGAAAAAUACCCCGAAAAUGUUACCCAAGAAGAAAAACUGUAAAUAAGUAUUUUUCCGGUCUGCAAUUUGAACUUGAAUACAUUCUGUUGAUAAUUA